AUGACAUCGAGCUCGCACUCAAGCUAUCCAGGCUCCAUCGCCAGUCAGGCGCCAUCUUUAGCACCCUCACGAGAGAGCUCAGUGAUUUCUAGUCCCCCUACCGAGCUCUCGCAGCCUCCUCCCGAGAAUGUAGAGCCCGAAAACAAAGAUAAAGCCCGUACACCUGUGGGCUCACCUCCUAAUUUACCUCUACCUCUACCUCAAAUGCCCGCCAUGGUCCGAAGGGUCUCACAAUUAUCCAACGCAGCUUCCAGCGACUCUUCAAAUUCAGCAAUGAUCAAAGAUGAUUUACCAGUAGUUCAAGUGAUUGAUCAAUCGGGCAAAGAAGUCAUCGAUCCUGCUUUACGGGAUGAGGGUGUGGAUCCUUUUAUCAAGAACGAUUCUGAUCAGUUGGCACCCAUGGGUAAUUCACAAUUACCUUCGAUCCCUUUAACCCAAUGGCCAAGUCUACCUUCAUUGAACUUCUAUGCCGCUGGGGCUGGGCCUGGGGCUGGGACCGAUACUCAACCAUCAACUCAGACCAACUCGCCAACCUCACCGAACGGCUUGUGGCCCUCUUCGUUCGGGAGCUAUAAUAGCAGUCUAACGGAUUUCGGAUCUUCUCUCGGUGGGGAUACACCUGAUAAAGGAGCGAGUGGUGAUGAAAAUAGUUCAGAGAGCGGGUUCGAAUUUGGCAAACAUCUUGCGAAAGAUGUCAAUGACGAUAACACCGAUAAUAUCGGGGCUGGUGUACCUGCUCCGAAAAAGAAAAGUCAUGCCAGGAAGCAACCCGAAGGACAUAUCAAACGAGCCAGAAAUGCUUUUAUCCUUUUCAGGAAGCACAUCACAGAUUCUAACUUGAUCCCACCCAGUGUCGAAGUGAAACAUCAAAAUAUAUCUGUCGUUGCCGCUAAGAUGUGGAAAGAAGCACCUCUGGAAGUCAGAGCGAAAUUCAAUGAGCAAGCUCGUCUGGAGAAAGAAGAACAUGCUCGGAAAUAUCCUGGGUACAGAUAUCAACCUGCAUUCCGACGGACCGACAUCAUUCGAAGGCGGGUUAGGAAGGAUCCAGCUGAAGAUGAGAAAGUGGAUGCGGUAGCUGAAGCAUUGAUCAAAGGUAAAUCAGGUGAUAAGCUUGAAAAGGAAAUCAAAAAUCAAAUCAUCCAAAAGGGGAAUGAAUCUGAUAGUGCUCAAAGUGAGAUGAGUAGUAGUUCCAGGUCAAGAAGCCGUCGUCGAAGGGAUGCAGGACAACUUUCCAAGGGAGCCAUCCGAGCUCAAAAAGCACAAGCUCGAGCCAAACAAAUGAGGCAGAACCUUCUUGGCACAAACCUAUUGAACAUGUCAUUAUACAAUGCCGCCACUAAUCGAUUAGCCAACUCAACUUCUUCAUCCCACCCCCACCAAUCUCAGCAAUACCAACAAGCGGCUGCGGCAGCAGCAGCGGCGUACAACGGGUAUCCAGUGGGGGGCGGAGGGUAUGGGAUGUACCCGCUCGAUCAGUCCAACUACGUUACUUCGGUAGGGUAUAAUAUUGAUGGUAGACCAAUUCAAAUGGUCGCUCAACCUCCCCCUGUACCGGGUGCUGGCGCCGGUGGGGAGUAUCCCAAUGAUAUGUACGGUGGUACUGAUCCAAAUGGCUUGUUGACUGAGAAUAACCUCUUGGGUCAAGACCAUCCUGAGAUGUACAGAUUACCUCCCAUAGAAGGUAUGGUAGAUAUCAAUAACCCCGCGGCACAAGCUGGAACAGGAUACGAAACUUGGCAAACUCAAGCAGGAGGUAAUGGUGAAUACUGGGACCAACAACCAUUACCUGGUCUAUCGUAUGAUACACAGGCCGUAGGUCCAUCAAUAGGAGAAGAAUACUACAAUGCAUCAUAUGGCGAUCAAGGUCUACCUGGUGGUGAUCCAUCGGGGAUGAUGGAGCCUAACGGAUUGGAAUAUAGAUUACCACCAUUGAUGGAUAUUCCCCGUGAUGGCCCAAGCAGUAGUGAAAGACCAGGCGAUCUCAUUGCCUCUCAAUAUGCCAGAGGACAUACUUCCUCACAUCACUCUGGAUCAAGCUCAGGCGAUAAAGCGAGAGAAGAACGAACAACGAAAGAAGGUCAACCGCAACAGUCACAACAGACUCCAUCAGGUCAUGUGCUCUUCAAUGAAAGACUAUUCGAUGGUGCACUAGGUACCGCCGGCUUACCAGACAAGAGAAACGACGGGUGUGGGCUGGACGAUGAUUUGGGCAUGUUCGACCAGGCGAUGGAACAAGCUGGUGAUUUAGGUAAUUGGUAA
Messenger RNA from Kwoniella botswanensis, 2259 nucleotides. RefSeq lists its product as uncharacterized. The record is from RefSeq and is a predicted model, not a curated record. Gene Ontology annotation, cellular component: nucleus. The transcript has 5 exons. Gene Ontology annotation, biological process: regulation of transcription by RNA polymerase II. Bases 1 to 2259 code for a protein of 752 amino acids. Gene Ontology annotation, molecular function: RNA polymerase II cis-regulatory region sequence-specific DNA binding; DNA-binding transcription factor activity, RNA polymerase II-specific. Lineage: Eukaryota; Fungi; Basidiomycota; Tremellomycetes; Tremellales; Cryptococcaceae.